Messenger RNA from Strongylocentrotus purpuratus (purple sea urchin), 3817 nucleotides. Its product is annotated as tripartite motif-containing protein 45-like. The coding region runs from base 88 to 1944 and encodes 618 amino acids. The transcript is spliced from 2 exons. The record is from RefSeq and is a predicted model, not a curated record. NCBI's taxonomy places the organism in Eukaryota, Metazoa, Echinodermata, Echinoidea, Camarodonta, Strongylocentrotidae. Gene Ontology annotation, biological process: positive regulation of DNA-templated transcription. Gene Ontology annotation, cellular component: chromatin; nucleoplasm. Gene Ontology annotation, molecular function: ubiquitin-protein transferase activity; zinc ion binding.
UACAUCGAAAAGGCAAAUAGUUUACAUGUUUACUGAUUUCAUUUAACACCUAGACCAAUAUCGCGACUGGAAAAGAGAAUUCGAAUCAUGGCUGAUGCAUUUAAGAAUGUUGUUGCUCAGAAUCUGGAAUGUCCUGUAUGUCUGAACAGCUUCACCGAUCCCAAGAUCCUGUCAUGUUCUCACACCUACUGCAAAACCUGUCUGAAAAACCUCUUGAAAUGCCAUGGUAAUGACCAGAUGCUCCGAUGCCCUAUCUGCAGAGCUGAAACCAAGGUCCCAAACCAAGAUGUCAGCAAAUUACCGGCUAAUCUAGCUUUGAAGUCUCUCAUAGAUGACGUGAGGGAUCAAUAUCAGUUUUGCACGAAUUGUGAAUCCGAGGACAAACCCCAAGCUGUUGUCUACUGUCAAGACUGUGGCACGUAUCUCUGUAUCACUUGUCACAAGACACACUCUCAGUGGAAACAAUUCAUCAGUCAUGAGGUCUUAGCCAUAGGUGAGAUCGUAUCAGGGAAGGUGUCAGUACGCAGGUAUCAUAAAUGCAGAAAACACCCUAAAGAAGAUGAGGAGUGCUUCUGUUCCGACUGCAGGAGAUUCGCCUGCUUCAGGUGUGUUGUCAUGGAUCAUACAAAGGAAGGACAUGGGGUCAUCGAGGCAGCUGUUUAUGAAGGCAACCAUAUGAAGAGUAUCCAGGACCUCAAAUCCAAGACGGACAAGAAACGCUCUUCCUUUCAGAAAUACGUUGAUUUCAUUGAUGAACAGAAGGAGCGCGUGAGCAAUGUUCAGAAGCAGUGUACAGAUGAUAUCAAUAAAGUAUACGAAGAAUCAGUCCGGCCGUUGACAGAAAAGAAAGAACUCCUCAUUGGUGAAGUCAAGGGUAGGACUGAAGAAGUAAAGACAGAACUGGACCAAAUGAAGAAAUCGACUCAGGAGCACAUCACUCACUUGAUCACCGCAGCUGACAUGAUAACCACUAGAACAAAGAUACCGUUAGAUAUGGAUGCUUUGGCUGCACACGACACUCUAUGUCAAGACUUACAAGAGGCUUUGAAACAAGAAGAUCCUGACUACAGGCAGCCGAGGCAAUCGAGCAAGAAAGGAAAAAGUGUCAGUUUCAAGAGUAACGUUGGAAUGGACGAGCUAGUUCUCGGUAAGAUCGUAAAUACAGUUGCAAAGAACAUCGCUUUGCCUGCUAAGGAUAGCAUGAAAGCCGCGGUUGUUACACCAGGUGGUAGGAUGGCAGUGGGAUGUCACACAGGUGGCGUAGAAAUCUUCUCUGCUGAUGGCCAGCUCCAGCAGACAGUUUUCAAGAAUGUUAAGAUUCGUGGAGUAGGAUUUCUCUCUGAUAAUCGGUACGUUACACUUGAUGGCUCAAACAAUAUCUCACUGUACAGACUAGACUACACAAAGUUGAAUGUAAUGUUUAAGACUCUGAGUGACAUUGACGGUGGAAUGGCUAACAUCACUGUAGAUAGUGAAGAUCAGAUCUAUGUUAGCUACCAGAAAGCCCAGAAGAUCCAGGUAUUCUCACCAGCAGGUGGGAAGGUGAUCAGGGAGAUACCAUGUUUUGGGUAUAUACCUAAGCAGAUUACUAGCUAUAAUAAUUACCUUAUCACCGCAUCCUGGGAUACAAUAAGAUUGAUUGACAAACAAAGUGCUGUAAAAUAUAAUCUAAAGACAUUAGGUGUGAGCCCAUAUGCUGCUGUUUCUCAAUGGAACACAAUCCUGAUAGCCACUGUGAAGCACGAUGUAGGUUUAGUCAGCAUUGAUGAGUACACUAACGAGCUGAAGCAUGUCCAGAACCUUGUCUUGGAUUACAAGAUUGGGAAGCCUAAGAGAGAGUGGUACUAUCUCCAGCAGUACCGAUCAGGAGAGAUCGCUUUCUGCACUCCCGAUAGACUCUAUUUAUAUCCCAAUAGCCGAUAUUCCACUGAAAAUAAUGGAUGACUCCCCAUUUCUUGCACUGCAUGAUACCACUGUAUUCAGGCCCGUAGGAAGAGGGGGCGGUGCGAUGUGUGCGCCUAUAGACCUCUUUUUUUCCUGGUCAAAACAGGCACGUUGAAAAAUUAAGAGUAACAUAAUAUUUCGUUGAAAAAAAGAUGGACCCAUCACUCUCCCUUUUAAUUUUGUUCAAAAAAAAAAGAGUGGAUAUGUGAGAGCUUUAAUGAGCAUGUGUGUGUGUUAGAGAGAACGAGAAUAUGGGUCCGUUUUGUAAGUUGGUGAGUGCGUGUGAGUGAUUAUACUAGUUUCACUUGUUCUUUCUUGUUAAAUUUGUCAAAUAUCUGCAAAAACAGAUCGAUAACAUAGCAACUAUAUUGGGGUCACCCCGUCUCGCCAAAACCAAUCUAAAAUUAGAAUGACAUGUAUCUUCUAUAAAGAGGCCUGUUUUUCUGUGACUUCAUAAAGUCAUUAUACAUAAAAUCCAGUGGAAUCAGUUAUAUUUUGAACUAGAUGAAAUAGAGUUUUGGUGAAUAUUUUAGAAAUGACAUUCCUAGACCAUGUAGAUCAAUUUUGAAUGAUUGAACCUUUCUAAAAUAAAAAGAAAGUAACCUUUCUUUUAAUAUACUUCUGACGUACGUAUUUUUCAAGAUUUUGUUGUUGAUGAUGAAUCUUCAUGUGACUUUUUUUGGUAGCUGUUAUAAAUGUGUAAAUAAUGAUGUAGACACAAUUCAAUUGUGGACUAUUUUCCAGGCGGAGAUAAUAAUUUUGGUGAUGGACUCUAUAUGUACUGCCGUUUAAUACAAAUAGUUGUUUUUUUCUUCAUUUAAUAUGAUGCGUUUCAGAUCACUGUCAACCUAGAUGUUAUUUUUUACCCAGAAUCAUGAGAGGAAAUGCCACUUUGUCAAAAAAAACUUCCAUGUCUUACAAUUUCUCGAGUUGCGUAAAAAGAUUUCGAGACACUUGAAAGGCGAUCUAUUGAUUGUAUGAUAUACGCUAUAAAAGUAAUGAAAACCAAAUAUCAAAAUAAGGAUUUAUGUUUGAAUAUGAUUGACUGUGAUAUCUUGUAUUUUAUUUUCGAUGUUUACUUUCCGUCUGGCAAAGUUCAUGGGAGAAAUGACAUGGGAUUUGACGGAAAUAUCCGAUUCAUUUAUUCACUUUUUGGAGAUAUUAAAUUUUGUCUGUGUUUCCAUUUAGAGUAAAUGGUCUUUAAAAAGUUUUGAGAAAAAUCUGAACAGCUGUGAUUUUACAUUACUAUUUUUCCACAGUGUAUGAAACAAAUACACUAUAUUAUCAUCAAAACUGUAUUCACAAAAAAUGAAGAUAUGUUUUGACAUUUUCGGACGUAAAACGCUGGCUUGACACGUGUUUCGUUUCGUCUAGCUGUGUAAUGAGGAGGAGGAGUCUGUGAGGCGAGGGUAAUAACUUCGCUUUUCCGUCACGCUUUACCAUUUUAUCAACAGCAACAGAAGAAAGAUGUUUUAAAGAAAGAUGUUUCAGAGGGUUUGCCAACUCGGCUUCAACCGACAUAAUGAUAAACCACGAUUUCAAACUAAUUAACUAAGCAAACAUAAAAAGUAAUUAAAACAAAAACAACUUAUAGUUAUUCUUGCAAAAUAUUAAUCUAAUUUGAACUUUUUGUUUUUUCAUUGAUCUAUUGUACUUUAUCAUGCACUGUGAUGUGUAUUUCUUUGUGGUAGUAAUGUUGUGUUUGGUCCCUGCAUUAUAAUCUGGUACAAACUUUAACUGUUAAUUAUAUCUUCUUUAAGUCGGCCGCUUAUAAAGUUCCCUUUCUUUCUGGCUGCUACCUUCCAAGCAAUUUUGACAUUUGUGUACCAAUGGCAAUGCAUUUACAUGUAUUCUAUUAUUUUUUAUUUUACAA